Stylophora pistillata is the source of this 1916-nucleotide messenger RNA. RefSeq lists its product as uncharacterized. The record is from RefSeq and is a predicted model, not a curated record. Lineage: Eukaryota; Metazoa; Cnidaria; Anthozoa; Scleractinia; Pocilloporidae.
CGUAGUGACCAAACCCUCACGCAGUUACGAAACAGCGGAAGACCCGGAGCCGUAGAGACUGUAGAUCAUUGCCUCAAAAGCGUUUGCAAAAAGAACCAAAUCACUAAGAAAGAUGGGCAGUCGAAAAUGUUUUUAUCUUUUCAACUGCGAUAACACGUAUAAUUUGGAUGUUGUUGAAGAAUUGUUGAACGCCAUUAAAGGGAAAACGACGGACAUCGAUAUACAGACGAAGAAGGAAUAUUUUCGCCUUCACCAAAUGUCUGAGUUGGCCAAGACUAUUGAUGAACAGACCAAUAGUGGACAAAAAAUGGAUUAUGCCAUUUUUGCCAUUAAUGCACACGAAUCUAGACUGUCGAUUAACGAGGAGAACGCUGGAAUUGGUUAUGCAAGGAUAUACAGAGCUUUACUGAUGGCAACGGAUGAAAGAGUGAUUGUUAUUAUUGGUGGGGAUGACAACUACAGAAAUUCCACUGAGGAAGACGAAUCCCUCCUAUCGCGUUGGGUUCGGAGAAAAGUUUCUUCUCAGUUCAGAGAGGAAUUCAUGGAUGGAACAAAGGGGUUUAUUUUUUCUUGGGACAAGAAGCACAGGGAGAUUCACGAGGAGGCGAUACUGCAUUUUCUUGAUUCCAAGAAGAAGGGUGAAAAAUUUGUAUAUGAACAAAAACCUCAUACAGAGCCCACGAAGUGUAAAACUGCAGUUCAGGCAGAUGAUCAAAAGAAGGAAAUUGAACCACAUGCAGAAAAAAUCCAACAAGAAGAGAGUGAAACACCUGCAAAGCCUACAUCUGCAAACUUUCAGGGAGAAAAGGAUGCCGAUGCAACAGACAUAGCGGAGUCAAAUGAUUCUGGGGCAAAACCCAAGGAGAAGAUUUCUUCUAAAUCAGGGACGAAGUUAGUAGUCCUUGGUCGUUAUCAGUCUGAUUUAUCUCUUUUGGAGAACCUGUUUGGUGACGAUUUUUCAGGAAAGGUCUCAUUCUUCAGCGGCCCUCCAGAAGGGCUGAAAGACGCUCUAAGAUCCUAUCCAAGGUCCUGUUUCAUUUUUGUGGAUUGCAAAGCCUCUGUGGAAGAGUUUGCAUCGUAUUACGGGGACCUGUUAAAUGAUGCAAGAGAUAAAGUUGCGAAAAAAGUUGUCCUUAUCAUAUGCGAUGAUAACCGUCAGACGGACGAAGACACUAUUACAGCUAAGAUUACUGAAAUUCUCAAAGAAAAAGUUUGGGUCCUGUGGUGGAGAGAAAAGUUUCGCACGCAAGAGAAAUUUUUAGGAUGUAAUGUGCCGUUUCACCGAUCACAAUCUCUUCCUAAUGGUUCGCAAGAAAGAUAUGCAGAUCGUCACACACCAUCAGAGCAUAUCGACAAGUCAAGACUAGUUAUGAAGACCCGACUUCGGUAUGGAAAUAUUUCAUAUCCCGAUGUCGAAAGGCGUUCCGGACAAUGGAGCCCUUCGAAAGAGAUAGUGGACGGCUUAUUAAAAGAUUGGCAUUCUGCUCCCAACGUAGAAUUACUGAUACAUGAACAUAGGAAAACUGGAAAAACACAUUACCGGGUAGUUGUGAAUGACAAUUCUCAAAACAAAUAUAUCGUACAGUUCUUUUACAGUUCUUAGAAGAGCAUCGCUGCACUAAGGUCUAGCUGUCUUCCAGUUGAAAGAGAAAGUAAACCUACCCCUCCACCUUUUGAUUGACUCUAUUUAAGAACAGACACUUCAAAAUGUUUACUUUCUAGCGCGCAAAAAUGCGGUGUACACUUCAGACUAGCAGUGGAAUUCGUUACUGACGUAUAAUGUAUCCAGCGUCUUUUGUGACGAAAACGUCACUUUCAAAGGCGUUUUACUGGGAAAAGACUAUGAGAUGAGGAGUACUCUGAUUGAUUUCUAUACAUUCAAACCAUUGAGUAAAAGUGUCAUUUGUCGUUUUAUA